AUGGGAAAAGAAAAGACUCACAUUAAUGUCGUCGUCAUCGGUCAUGUAGACUCUGGAAAAUCUACCACAACUGGUCAUCUGAUCUUCAAAUGCGGAGGCAUCGACAAGCGUGCUAUUGAAAAGUUCGAAAAGGAAGCCAACGAAAUGGGAAAAGGAUCCUUCAAAUACGCCUGGGUUUUGGACAAGCUCAAGGCUGAGCGUGAACGUGGUAUCACCAUCGAUAUUGCUCUUUGGAAGUUUGAUACCCCCAAAUAUAACGUUACUGUCAUCGAUGCUCCCGGACAUCGCGACUUUAUCAAGAAUAUGAUCACUGGUACCUCUCAGGCAGAUUGCGCCAUUCUCAUCAUUGCCUCUGGUCCUGGUGAGUUUGAGGCUGGUAUUUCAAAAGACGGACAGACAAACGAGCAUGCUCUUCUUGCCUAUACCCUCGGCGUUAAACAGAUGGUUGUUGCAAUCAACAAAAUGGACACUUGCGACUGGUCUGAGAGCCGUUUCAAUGAAAUCAAAGGAGAAGUGGGCAAGUUUAUCAAGAAAGUCGGCUACAAUCCUGAAUCUAUUGCUAUGGUUCCCAUCUCUGGAUGGCACGGUGAUAAUAUGAUGGAAAAAUCUACUAAAAUGCCCUGGUACCAAGGAUUCCAAGUGCAACGCCUUGUUCCCGGAACCAAAGAGUCGGUCACAAAGAAAGGAGUCACUCUUCUCGAUGCUAUCGAUUGCAUUGAUCCACCAAGCCGUCCAACUGAGAAGCCACUUCGUCUUCCUCUUCAAGAUGUCUACAAAAUCGGAGGUAUCGGAACUGUUCCAGUCGGUCGUGUUGAAACAGGUAUCAUCAGACCCGGUAUGGUUGUCAGCUUUGCUCCAUCUGGUGUCUCUACCGAAGUUAAGUCGGUUGAAAUGCACCAUGAAUCUCUUACUGAGGGUCUCCCUGGAGACAAUGUUGGCUUCAACGUCAAGAACGUUACUGUCAAAGAUAUUAGACGUGGAAAUGUUGCCUCUGAUUCAAAGAAUGAUCCCGCUAGAGAAUCUGCUUCCUUUACUGCCCAAGUCAUCAUUAUGAAUCAUCCUGGUGAAAUUGUUGCUGGAUACACCCCAGUGCUUGACUGUCACACCGCCCAUAUUGCUUGCAAGUUUGUUGAGCUGAAUGAUAAGCUUGACCGUCGCACUGGAAAGAGUGUUGAGAUCAACCCCAAGUCUGUCAAGUCUGGUGACGCCGCUAUUGUCAAGCUUGUCCCAACUAAGCCAAUGUGUGUCGAGUCAUUCACUGAAUACCCGCCCCUUGGUCGUUUUGCUGUUCGUGAUAUGAAGCAAACUGUCGCAGUUGGUGUUGUCAAAGCUGUUGAAAAGACCGAUCCUAAGAAGCCCGGUGCUGCUGGAAAGGCCGCCGCUCCUGCCAAGAAGAAGUAA
Messenger RNA from Mitosporidium daphniae, 1401 nucleotides. RefSeq names its product elongation factor 1-alpha. NCBI's taxonomy places the organism in Eukaryota, Fungi, Microsporidia. The record is from RefSeq and is a predicted model, not a curated record. Gene Ontology annotation, molecular function: translation elongation factor activity; GTPase activity; GTP binding. The transcript has a single exon. Bases 1 to 1401 code for a protein of 466 amino acids. Gene Ontology annotation, biological process: translational elongation; translation.